Messenger RNA from Chrysemys picta bellii (western painted turtle), 4662 nucleotides. It is a transcript of the gene PNPLA1, whose product is annotated as patatin like phospholipase domain containing 1. Lineage: Eukaryota; Metazoa; Chordata; Testudines; Emydidae. Gene Ontology annotation, cellular component: lipid droplet; membrane; cytoplasm. The record is from RefSeq and is a predicted model, not a curated record. Gene Ontology annotation, biological process: triglyceride catabolic process; lipid homeostasis. Gene Ontology annotation, molecular function: triacylglycerol lipase activity.
UCCAAUUUAGAAAAACACCCUCGAGGAAGAGUGGAGAAAAACAAAAAAGAGGAAAUUUUGCAAGGGAUGCUCGGAAAAAGCCAAGCUAGGGCCAUGAGAUGCAGGAGACUUCACACGCUCUACAGGCGUGCGGGCUGUGGGAAGAUUUAUGAGUUAUUGUCUUAAAAGGAGCUCCUUACUUAAGCCAGAAGCAUGAUAGCUAGUUAGGGUCUAAUCUUGCUAGAGCUGCUUUGAUGGGGGGAGAGAGUUUUAUUUUUAGCCAGAGAAGUAAUUAAAGCAGGCACUGAAUCUGAAAACAUCUCAGGGAUCUGGCACAGAAGGGCAAAAAGUGCAUCUUAGGCAUUCGUGUGAACUGCGAAAGAAGCAGUGAAUGUGUCAGAGAAGGGCGGAAAGAGAGCAGGCUCGGAGUUUAUCUAGUAACAGCAAAACUGAACAUCGAAGUUACAGAGUGCCUGCCCACUAACAAAACCACGUCUCUGCAGACUGAGCAGCUGGGAUGGCUGAAGAAGACCUAAAUGGCACCGGCACCCCCUUCUCUCUUUCUUUUUCAGGCAGCGGUUUUCUUGCACUUUACCAGAUAGGGGUGGUCCAGUCGCUCUUGGAAUUGGCACCUGAGAUACUAAAAUCAGCAUCCAAAGUUUAUGGAGCAUCAGCUGGGUCACUUAUAGCUGCAGCAGUGGUGUGUGAAUCUAGCCUAGAGGACCUAAAAGAAUCUUUCCAUGAAGCAGUGAGAGAUGCCAGGAAAACGAUUCUCGGCCCUCUGUCUCCCGGGUGCAACACGCUCGGCACCAUACAGAAGGGAUUGUACAAGAUGUUGCCAGAGAACUCUCACCAGGUAGCUUCGGGGAGGCUGCACAUUUCCCUCACCCGGGUGACGGACGGACAGAAUGUCAUGGUUUCCGAGUUCAGUUCGAAGGAGGAUCUGAUUCAGGCACUGAUCUGCAGCUGCUUUGUUCCUAUCUAUUGCGGUUUCAUCCCUCCCUCCUUCCGAGGUGUGCGCUACGUCGACGGAGGUUUCACUAACCUGCAACCAUGUUCUGACCUGGAGGCCGUGAUCACGGUGUCCCCAUUCACGGGCGAGCUGGACAUCUGUCCCCGGGACUGCCCGGCUAUCUUCUACUCUUUUCAGAUCUUUAACAGCAGCAUUCAGAUCUCAGUGGAAAACCUGUGCAGGAUUAGCUAUGCUCUCUUUCCACCUAGCUACCUGGUCCUGAAUGAGUUUUUUUCUCGAGGGUAUCAGGAUGCUGUCCUUUUCUUACACAGGAACAAUGCCUUUGGUAUAAAUUAUCCCGCCAACACGGUGACCUUCCGGUUUGCCAGUUUGCUCAGUAAAAAUGACUUGUCUCGAGCUAAUGAGGAGUCCUCAUGCCGGAACCCAGACACAGGAGGGCUGGAAUCCAACGGGCCAGCUCCCAGGGACCUGCCCCCGAAGCAGGCUGCUGCGGUGAGCGGGACACUCAAUGGAACAGACCAGAAAAUACAGCCGCAGCUGCCCCCGUGCCAGCACAAAGCUGCCCAGGAGAGGCAGAAGGCAUCUGGAUUGCUGGACUCGGUGGCUGAGAUAAUAUCACAGUGUCUUAUGUCAUAUAAGCUUCCUACAAAGAUGAUGUUUUCUCUUAAUAAGAGGAUAGAACAGCUCUGGGCCUUGUUGGACGAGAUGUGCUGGAUGGCACAACAGUUCAAAAGGACCGGGCGUUUGGUCAGAAACACUGCUGCUGGUUUGUCAAAUGGAGUGGUGUCAGAGAGGAGGCUGUCAUCACUGGGCAUGCUGCAGUAUUAACGCUCGGGUGACUCUGCAACUGUGCUGCUGAUUGAAUGGCUUAAGCAGCGAUGGCUGAAAUUAGGACUCAGUUCACACAGUCACUAUUGCCUCUCUGAGGACAUGUUCUUUAAGGCAGAGGGGGCAAGCUUGAUUUCUAAUGCUGCCAAGAGCUUACCCCUUCUAUGAGAAGUAUUCAAGAAAAGGUUGUCACACUCAGCCUGUCCCGGUGCACCACUUUCCAAGGAGAGAUAUGUUCUGGUGAGAUGGAAAUCAAUGCAUCUUUAUAAUUAUUAAAUGGCAAAAAAUGUCAUUGACACAGAGUUAAGGCUGCCCCGUGAUUGCUCAUGCCUUUCCACAACAUCGACUUCAGCAAAUCUCAAACUCCAAAAACCAGGAAAUACAGAGUUAAGGUGAAUGCCCAUACAACCUUAACUCUGCCCCCCCAGCGCUGGCAAUAGGUACUGGGAAUUAUCUGCAGUCACUCCAGCUGCAUUCACUAUGCUGGACAUAGCUGUACUGAAUGAUGGAGAAAUAGGCUGGAGUAGCUUGGAAGAGCUGUGAUUGUGAUAUGAGGAGCUCUGGGUUUGAGUCCCCCCAUGUGGAAGCAAGAGGUGUGCGUGUACCUUGAGGUUCCAGUCUACCUCAUUACCACAAGAAUUGUGUAGUGUGUGUCAGGGCACUAAUGGUCUUCUUGCCAUUGGUAUUGUCAGCAGGGAAAUAGGAUAUCAGAGCAGUCUGGAUUUAAAGAUGGGUAGGGGAAUGCCCAUGUUUGGGUGGUACCCUAUGUGAAGGGGUUGUAAAAGGGUAAGAAGUGGUGGUUACAUUUCACAAUUGUGGUAUUAUGGUGGGGAAGCAGGAUCAGUGUUUCAGAGUACAGAAAAGUGCAGCUAGCACCUGUCCACUACUGUGAAAUGGCAGAGUGGGAAUCUGUGUGUUACGGGCAUUGUGGGUGCUCAAAGAGGGCAGAGUUAAGGUGGUGUGAGAAUUUAUCUUAACUCUGUAUUUCUUGGCUUUCAGAAGUUUGAGUUUUGCUGACCUCAAUGUUCUGGAAGGGCAAGCUAUCACUGGGCAACCUUAUUUUAACAAUUUUUUUGGCCAUUUAAUUUCCUAGCUUUCUAAACAGAAAGAGAAAUGUUCGUUGGGAGGAGUUACUGGUAAUUUAGACAGUUGUAGUUCUCGCCUAGAUUUACAGUUGAUAUGCAACUGAAGCUAGAUAAUAACCCCAAAACCUAGUUUUUAUAUAGUGCUUUUCAUCAGUACAUCUCAAAGAACUUUACAUCAUUAUCUCCAUUUUACAAAUGGGAAACUGAGGCACAGAGCAUGGAAGUGACUUGCCCAAGGUCACGCAGCAGGCCAGUGGCAGAGCUAGCAAUAGUCCCAGUCCAGUGGUUGUUCCACUAGGCCACACAGUUGCUUGUGAUUUGAAAUGUUGGCAAUGUGCAGUUGCUAACAGGGCCAAUGAGAGAAAUCUUAUCCCUGGUCUAUGUCCCCCAACCUGGCAGUGUUAGUACAUGGUGGUUAUAGUAACUUUAAGCAUGUGAGAGAAGACUGGUGUGGUGUGUCUCUCUCCUUCCCUACUCCCUGCCCCACUAUUCCCUGCAACAUGUAGCCCCCUACCGCCAACAUUUCCAGCUCCCUCUCCCCUCCCUGUCCCAUUAAGCCUUUAGCUGGUGCAGUAGAAGCCAUUAACAUGUAAGAAGUUGCCCCUCACUGUCUCCUGCCCUGUGCUGCUGUGUGCACAUAACACAGAUAGCAGCUUACCCGAGGACCACACGCUACUUUGGUUCUGAAGCCUGAGCUGCACAUUGAGGCGGGCCCUGCCUCCCACUUCCCACCCCCAGCUGGGACUCCGGCACCUGCUUCAGCCAGGCUUCUCCAGUCAUGUUCCAGCUCCACCCAGCCCACCGCACCUCCAAAGUGUCCCCCAACGCUCUGCCCAGCUCCACCACCGGUGGCCACUGAGGCAUUCCCAAAAUAUUGGACAUGCCCAAUACUUUUGGGAACAUCUGUCAGCCCCCCCAUUGCCCUCCGAGAUCCUGGCAUACACACAGGUGGCAGGGAGUGGGGCUCAGACACCACUGGUGAGGGCACGCACCCCCAAAUUCCAUAGGAGGUAGGGGAAGGGCUCAGACACCCCCCAUCCCAGAAAAGCAACCCCCCAGAACCUUGCUCACAUGAGGAGAGGCAAGGAGAGGGGUCAGAUCACUUCAGAUGGACAGGGGCCUACAGAUUGUGGCAUUCACAUGGGAGGGCAAUGUGGGGCUGACAGCUGUCCCUACCUCAGCCUUUACUCUGCCCCAUUCCCCUUGUCAUUCACACCCAUGUCCCCCUUCCCAGUCUCGCACCCUUCCCCUCCCUCAUCCCCUAGCCCCCAUCCCCUAACCCCUCAGCCCCCUCCCCGCCACACUUCCACCCCUAAUCUCAUGACAAACUUCCUAACUGUCAGAACAGCAGGACAAUGGAGCAGACUGCCUUGGGAGGUUGUGGAAGCUCCUUCACUGGAGGUUUUCAAAAGGAGGCUGGAUAGCCAUCUGCCUUGGCUGGUUUACACACAACAAAUCCUGCAUCUUAGCAGGGGGUUAGACUAGAUGACCCUUGCGACCCCUUCUAACCCUCUGAUUCUAAUAAUCAUCCUCCCCUCCCAGCAAGCCUUUGCUUAUGUAGUUUAUUUUCUUUCCAACAAUAGUUUCAGCGUCUUUUGACUAUUCUGCUGUAUUCAGAUUACAUUUCCCCCAAAUAAAAACCCCCUUUGCUAGAGGCAGAUUGGAGCAAUACACCUGUUUUUUUGUUUUGUUUUAACUUCAGACUUCUGCCCUGGGCUGGAUUUGAAAUCACAAUUCCUAGAUUGGUGCUUCUAUUUAACACCCACGACAGUCCCUCAGAGCCACCCGGGUCCUAUG